Molecule: messenger RNA, 2584 nt
Organism: Esox lucius (northern pike)
Lineage: Eukaryota; Metazoa; Chordata; Actinopteri; Esociformes; Esocidae
Gene: calhm2.1
Product: calcium homeostasis modulator family member 2, tandem duplicate 1
Exons: 3
Coding region: 239-1198 (319 amino acids)
Molecular function (GO): monoatomic cation channel activity
Source: RefSeq, a predicted model, not a curated record
UCUACACCCAGCACACAUAUAGAGGGGUUUGUUUUUGCCCGGCAUGGAUUCUUUACUACUUUAGAAAACAAAAGUUGUUUUGCUCACUGUUUUUGUUUUCCACCCAUUCUGCAAAACACGGGAGCAUCAAAUAUCCUGUCUCACAGCUAUGGAAAUGUGACUCCCCUGCGGGCAAGCUCCAAAAUAGGAAAAUUAUUCGUUGCUCUCUGGUUUCAGACCACAAAACAAACAGUGCAAGAUGGCCUCUCUCAUCUCAGAGAACUUUAAGUUUGCCUCGCUCUUCUUUAAGAGCAAGGAUGUAAUGAUCUUCAAUGGCCUGAUAGCCCUGGGAACAGUAGCCAGCCAGACCAUGUACAACAUCUUUGCUUUUGACUGUCCAUGCUCCGCUGGGCGGAACUAUUUCUAUGGCCUGGCAGCCAUCGGUGUGCCUGCUCUUGUGUUCUACCUUGUUGGCAUCAUGCUUAAUAAAAGUACAUGGGACCUGGUGUCUGAGUGCCGCCUCAGAAGGUGCCGGAAACUUUCAGGGGCAGCUGCCUUUGCCAUCCUAGGAUCUGUCCUUGGUAGAGCGGCAGUCGCUCCUGUGACUUGGAGUGUCAUCUCAUUACUACAAGGGGAGGCUUAUGUGUGUGCCCUCAGUGAGUUUGUGGACCCUUCUACCCUGGAGGAUUUCCCCUCUGAACAGGGGUUAGAGGUCAUGGCUAGGUUUCCGUGUAAGAAUGCUGUUCCAGAGAAGCUGCAAAGUUUCUUGCCACAGAUUCAACGCCGGCUGAAGUAUGAAUCUCAGCUGCUAGGGUGGCUGCUGGUGGCAUUAAUGGCAGUUGUCCUGUUCCUCCUAUUGUGCAUGAAGCGCUGCUGCUCUCCCCUGGGUUACCAACAGGAGGCUUAUUGGUCCCAGUUCCGCUCCAACGAGUCCGACCUCUUCCAGCGCACCGCUGACUUGCACUCCCGUAUCCUGGCUGCUGAGAACGUCAAGAGCUUCUUUGGCUUUGUGGCAUUGGAGAAAGAAGAGAAAGAGCAGCUGUUGGAACACCAGAGAGCCAACCCCAUCUCUAGUACAGAGUGGAACCGGGUCACUGGGGUCUACCUCUACAGAGAGAACCAGGGAUUGCCCCUAUACAGCCGCCUUAACAAGUGGGCCCAGUACACUGGGGAAAAUAACAUUGAUGCCAUGGAGAAAGAGAUGAUCACUCUGAGCUGACUGAUGCUAUGUGUCCCAGUGUUCACCAGCCCUUUUCCUGGGGACCUACACUGGAGUGUUAGCUUUUACUACCGCCCAGCAUUAACACGUUCAUCAAAUUACCUUAGUAAGUCUUGUUAAUUUGAAUGAAUCAGGUACAUAAGCACCAGUUGGAAACAAAAGCAUUCACAACCAGUGGGUCCCCAGGACCAGGAUUUACUUGUAUUAGCCAUCAUACGUCAUGACAUUUAUUACUCAGGGAAAGAGAUUUUGUUAAACAAAUAACAGUAAAGUGCAAAGGAUGUCAACAAUAUGGAAAUCAUUGUAAUCAAAAAAAAUUAUUUAAUUAUUUUUAAAAGAUGUACCACAACCUCGUAUACGAUCUAGUCUAGAACAACCACAAAAAUACAACAUUUCACAUGUUUUGUUUUCCAUCUUCUGAGCAGUGCACUGUGCAACUAGUUAGAUGUCAAAAAGUGCAUGAUCAUAGUAUUCUAAUUUAAAUACAUUUAGGGGCUGGCUACAGCCAACAUUUCCAAAGAUAGCUAUAACAUUGCACUGUCAUGCUGUCUUUUUUAUCUUGGAAUUGCAGCUUUCGCUACCUAGUGCCUACAAAUAAAAUAUCCCUCAGUUUAUACAUUUUAAGCAAAGAAAUAGGCAAAGGUAACAAUCUAUUUCUGUAUCUUGCAUUUGAAAAAUCAAUUGCCCAUAGCUCCAACUCCUACAUUUGCCCUAUCCAGGGCAUCACAGACUGGUGUUGGAACAGCACCCUAAACGCCUCACAGGGGCCAUGCUCUCACUCAUCCAGGGAAUCUAUCCAAAUUAUGCCUGAGGAAAUGGCAGUAUUAUCAAAGACCUGUCACACCCAAGCCACACGCUGUUCACUUGCUUAUCGCCUGUCAGAGAGGGACAGUAUUGUAGGUAGCAUAGUCUCAUAGGCUUGUAGCUUUUAUGUCCAAGCCAACAAGCUGAACACGACCUAUUUGACCACCUACACAAUUCUGAUCAACAGGACAUGUGCCCACUAACACUAACUCAUUUAAAUGUUUUGGAAAUACUCCAUAAUUACAAGGACUCUAUGUGUUCUGCUAUUGUGUUUCUUCUUAUCAUCUUAUCCUUUUUCUUAUCAUCUCACAGGAGAGAGCUUUAGGGUGAUUGACAAUCAUAUGAAAACAUCAUGUUUUGUUGUGUUUUUUAUCGAAUUACAUGACAAAUCUUUAAGCUACAAUUACGCCCAGAGAGAUCAUAGUUUAGGCUAAAACACAUGAAUAUGUUUGGUAAGGGUUUUAAACUGUCUAAAUAAUACGGGCUGAACAACACAGUGUCAACUAUCUUUUGAGGCUAUUGGUACAACUCAUGAGCCAUUCAUUACCUGCAUUUAAUAAAUUCAACAUGAAUUGUGUUCAA